AUGGCAUCUACCCUCCUAAUCGGCAGCACCGGGCUCGUAGGCGCGCACAUACUGAGCACGCUGCUCGCCAGCGACGCUGCGGGCGCGGUGCACACCAUCUCGCGGCGGAGCCCCAAGUCGACUGGUCCCAAGCUGCAUGCGGUGGUCGAGGCCGACACGGCCAAAUGGGCAUCCCAGCUCUCGGCCAUCACCCCUCCCCCGACGACGGUCAUCUCGUCCCUGGGGACGACACGCGCCCAGGCGGGGGGCAUCGCAAACCAGUGGAAGAUCGACCACGAUUUGAACGUGGACCUUGCGCGCGCAGCCAAGCAGGCCGGCGUGCGCAACUUUGUCUUUGUCUCGAGCGCCGGCACCAGGAGCUUCCUAAGCUCGCGCGUGCCGUAUAGCCAGAUGAAGCGGGGCGUAGAGGAUACGAUCAAGGAGCUCGAGUUCGAGACGGCCGUUAUCCUCAGGCCCGGGGUCAUCCUGGGCGAGCGAGAGGUGCCGCACGCGGGCGGACCGCUGCUCAACAGUACCGUGAGGGGACUGGGCAAACUGCUUGGGCAAGGCGUGGCCGACAGGUUGGGCCAAGAGGCCGAGGUGAUUGCACAGGCUGCGGUGCAUGCUGCCAGGCUUGCGGAGGAAGGCAAAGCGCCGGCGAAGUAUUGGAUCCUGGAGGCGGCGGAUAUUGUACGAUUGGGCCGGACGGAGUGGAAGAGUUAG
Messenger RNA from Canariomyces notabilis, 702 nucleotides. Its product is annotated as protein FMP52, mitochondrial. Gene Ontology annotation, cellular component: cytoplasm. The record is from RefSeq and is a predicted model, not a curated record. The coding region runs from base 1 to 702 and encodes 233 amino acids. NCBI's taxonomy places the organism in Eukaryota, Fungi, Ascomycota, Sordariomycetes, Sordariales, Chaetomiaceae. The transcript has a single exon. Gene Ontology annotation, biological process: import into nucleus.